UCUGCCAGAAUCUCACAGCGAGCAACGAGCGUCUGCCGGUCCCUCAGCACACCGCCGAGCAACAACCCACCAGACAGCAAGCUCGGACCCAGCACACACCUGUCUCCUCUGCACCGACAUCAAACAUGAGCACAUUCGACGAGAUCGAGGACCAAGAUGGAGUCCGUCUCUCCUGGAACGUCUGGCCAUCCACCCGCUUGGAGGCCACCCGCAUGGUCGUCCCCAUCGGCUGCCUGUACACACCUCUGAAGGAGCGGCCCAACUACACGCCGUUCCAGUACGAGCCGGUGGUUUGCAAGGCACCCUGCAGGGCCAUCCUCAACCCUUACUGCCAAGUCGACUUUCGUGCAAAGUUCUGGGUGUGUCCCUUCUGUUUGAACCGAAACCCCUUCCCGCCUCAUUACAAGGACAUCUCGCCCACCAACCUCCCCGCAGAACUCUUGCGCAACUUCACCACAAUCGAGUACAUCCUCAACAAGCCUCCGAGCCUGCCACCAAUCUUUCUCUUCGUGGUCGACACCUGCCUUGAGGAGGAGGAUCUGCAGGGUGUCAAGGCGUCACUCCUGAUCAGCUUGAGCAUGCUCCCUCCCGAGGCGAUCGUCGGUCUCAUUACCUUUGGCACCAUGACCCAAGUCCACGAGCUAGGAUUCAGUGACUGCCCCAAAUCGCACGUCUUCCGCGGCAGCAAGGAGUACAACGCCAAGCAGAUCCAGGAAAUGCUCGGCCUUGGCGUGGCGGCUCAGGUCCGUCCUGGUCAACCUGGGCCGCAGCAGCCCUCGGGCGCCUCUCGAUUCCUGAUGCCGAUUUCCCAGUGCGACUUCACCCUGACCACGAUCGUCGAGCAGCUGCAGCAGGACCCUUGGCCUGUCGACAGCGACAAGCGCCCACUUCGCUGCACUGGUGCCGCUCUCUCUGUAGCCGUCGGCUUGCUGGAGGGCGCCUUCUCCAACACAGGUGCUCGUAUCAUCACCUUCUGUGGCGGCGCCGCAACCGAGGGCCCUGGUAUGAUCGUCGGACCUGAGCUCCGCGAGCCCAUUCGUACCCAUAACGACCUUGAGAAGGACGUUGCCAAGCAUUGCAAGAAGGCCACAAAGUUUUACGAGGGCCUGGCGAAGCGUGCCUCCGAAAAGGGCUACGUCAUCGAUCUGUUUACGGGAUGCCUGGAUCAAAUCGGCCUCAUGGAAAUGAAGUCGCUCUGCACCCAGACCAACGGCUACAUGGUUUUGUCGGACUCGUUUUGCACCGAGAUCUUCAAGCAGUCUUUCCUUCGCCUCUUCCAGAAGGAUGCCGAAGGCCAUCUGCAGAUGGGCUUCAACGCUACGCUUGAUGUGCAGACAACGAAGGAGCUCAAAGUCAGCGGCUUGAUUGGCCCCGCUGUUUCUGGACAGAAAAAAUCUGGCUGCGUUGGUGAGACCGAGAUCGGCAUUGCUGGCACCAGCAGUUGGAAGCUCUGCUCGAUCACCCCCAGCACCUCGCUGGCCCUCUACUUUGAGGUUGCGAACCAGCAACAAGCCUUUGUGCCCGGAACCUACGGCAUCAUCCAGUUCAUCACUCUGUACCAACACUCGAGCCGCCAACACAGACUCCGCGUCACGACAAUCUCGAGAAACUGGGUCGAUGGCAACUCGCCCGAUAUCCCGCUCUCGUUCGACCAGGAAGCUGCUGCAGUGCUCAUGGGCCGCAUUUCGGUCUUCAAGGCCGAUAUCGACGACGGACCGGACGUUCUCCGAUGGCUGGAUCGCAUGCUCAUCCGACUCUGCCAGAAGUACGCCGAUUACCGCAAGGACGACCCCAGCUCCUUCCGCCUCCCCAACAACUUUGCAAUCUAUCCGCAGUUCAUGUUCCAUCUGCGCCGCAGCCAGUUCUUGCAGACCUUCAACAACAGUCCAGACGAGUCGGCCUACUACAGACAUGUCAUCAACCGCGAAGACGUCAACAACUCGCUCAUCAUGAUCCAGCCCACCCUCACCGCCUAUGCUGUCAACGAAGAGCCCCGCCCUGUUCUCCUCGACUCAGUUUCGAUCAAGCCCGAUGUUAUUUUGCUGCUGGAUACCUUCUUCCAUGUGCUGAUCUGGCACGGCGAGGUCAUUGCUGCCUGGCGUAAAGCUGGAUAUCACCAGCAGCCUGCCUACGAGUCGUUUGCUCGCGCUCUUGAGGCUCCCACCGUCGAUGCCAAGGAGCUCAUUGUCGGACGAUUCCCGAUCCCCCGCUAUAUCGAGUGCGAUGCCGGUGGCUCGCAGGCCCGCUUCCUCCUCUCCAAGGUCAAUCCCUCGACCACCCACAGCACCGGCCACACCGGCUAUGGACAGCCUGAAGCUUCCGGCCAGGCCAUCGCCACGGACGAUGUCAGCCUGCAAGUCUUCAUGGAGCACCUCAAAAAGCUCUCUGUUUCAGGGUCGUCGUGAGCGCCGCGGCCAUACAUUUGCGGCGAGCUGCAUCGCCAUCUGCGUGCAUCCAGCUCCCUGUGUCCUCCACUUCCAGAGUCAGCGGCUCCGGCACUGCCUCAGGCUGACGAAGAGUGCCCACUGCACUUGUUCUGUUCGCCCAUCCGUCCGUCCGUCCCCUUGCUGAAUACAGCCUCUUUGAGCGUUCUCGCUG
Polychytrium aggregatum is the source of this 2598-nucleotide messenger RNA. RefSeq lists its product as uncharacterized. NCBI's taxonomy places the organism in Eukaryota, Fungi, Chytridiomycota, Chytridiomycetes, Polychytriales. Gene Ontology annotation, biological process: COPII-coated vesicle budding; endoplasmic reticulum to Golgi vesicle-mediated transport; COPII-coated vesicle cargo loading. The record is from RefSeq and is a predicted model, not a curated record. Gene Ontology annotation, cellular component: endoplasmic reticulum exit site; COPII vesicle coat. Gene Ontology annotation, molecular function: zinc ion binding; GTPase activator activity. The transcript has 12 exons. Bases 126 to 2405 code for a protein of 759 amino acids.